Messenger RNA from Eubalaena glacialis (North Atlantic right whale), 562 nucleotides. RefSeq names its product histone H2A type 2-A. The record is from RefSeq and is a predicted model, not a curated record. The transcript has a single exon. NCBI's taxonomy places the organism in Eukaryota, Metazoa, Chordata, Mammalia, Artiodactyla, Balaenidae. Gene Ontology annotation, cellular component: nucleosome. Gene Ontology annotation, molecular function: structural constituent of chromatin; DNA binding; protein heterodimerization activity. The coding region runs from base 60 to 452 and encodes 130 amino acids.
UGUUGGGGACGAUUUUGUUAGUCAUUAAACGGGAGCAGUUUGCAGUGCCUGUGGUCGUCAUGUCUGGUCGUGGCAAACAGGGAGGCAAGACUCGCGCCAAGGCCAAGUCGCGGUCGUCCCGUGCAGGUCUGCAGUUUCCGGUGGGGCGAGUGCACCGCCUGCUGCGCAAAGGCAACUACGCCGAGCGGGUGGGGGCCGGCGCGCCCGUGUACAUGGCGGCAGUUCUUGAGUACCUGACCGCCGAAAUCCUGGAGCUAGCGGGCAACGCGGCCCGAGACAACAAGAAGACGCGCAUCAUUCCUCGUCACCUACAGCUGGCCAUUCGUAACGACGAGGAGCUGAACAAGCUGUUGGGCAAAGUUACCAUCGCCCAGGGCGGCGUUUUGCCGAACAUCCAGGCUGUGUUGCUCCCCAAGAAGACGGAGAGCCACCACAAGGCAAAGGGCAAGUGAGGCCGGUCUCGGGAAGCCCUCCCAAGCCCCCUACUCGAAGGGGCACCUCUGAAAUCAAAGGCUCUUUUCAGAGCCACCCACUUUUUCAAAUAAAAAGAGUUGUUCUAACA